This is a messenger RNA of Drosophila serrata, 1109 nucleotides long. RefSeq lists its product as uncharacterized. Lineage: Eukaryota; Metazoa; Arthropoda; Insecta; Diptera; Drosophilidae. The record is from RefSeq and is a predicted model, not a curated record.
UAGGUAAUUUUUGUAGCCUGACACACACAUCGACACUUUAUCUUCUUUUGUUUUAAUUAAUUUUUGUUUGUUUUGUAAUUCAUACUUGUACGGUUGUAAGACAAACAUGUUCAUCCCCUCAAAUGGCAUUGUCAACAUGAAAGGUACCGUCAGUCGCACUUCAAGAAACUUUCUUCAGGAAAACCGGCUGAUGGUCAGCCAGCAGCCCAAGGAGAAGUCAAAAACCAGACAAAACUACGAUCGAUCUAUUCUCACCCGAAAAUCAGGAACUAAUGACGCUCAACGACGUCCUGCUGGCGGAACGCUGAGGACGAAGCGCUUUGCCGAGAAACAAAUCCAAACGGAGGACAUCAGCGACGAGCGAUUCUUGAGUGCCGCCAUGCUCAAGUGCUCGGAGAGGGGACACUUCCGGUCAGCGCGCAGCGAGGGAGAUGAGCCGGAGCUCAGAGAGGGCUUGGCCUACGGCAAGAGUCUGCAACUGCGGCGAACUGCGUCCAGCUUCGAGCUGGGUAGGAUGCCGGAGCAACGCGAUGGCUACCAGUCGGGGCAGUACACACUGUCCCGACCGUUAGCCACCGGAUUCGGUAUUGUACCCAGCUCGGAUGACCAGUCCUCCGUCGGCUCGUCCUCCUCAAGGUCGAUCACGCCGAGAGUAAGGCAAAUGGAGAUACCUGAGAUGGUGGAUGUCGCCAUGGAGGAAUCACUGAGUAUGCGUUCCCAGGCUUCCUGUCAACACCUUUCCGAUCCUCCACCUGAACAACCGCAGGAGCAAGAGUUGGAGGAGAUGAUCCCCCAGAUGGAACAGCAGUCAGAGGAGCAGUUGCAGUCCGAGUCGAAUCUUAUGACUGCUGAAAUGCGCAUUGUGCUUUUGGAAGCCGCUCUUGAGCGCCAAAGGCAACUGAUCGCUGAGUACAACCGGCUGCCCAUUUCCAUGGGAACGUUGCGCGUGCGCAAUCUCAAGCGGCUGCUGGAGCAGCAGCUGGAUGUGGUGGACAACGAUGUGAGUGUGCUUUCUGAAGCUAAGGCGAAUCUGCGGCAAUUCGAGAUAUUAAAUUGUAAUCGAAGACGAUUAUUUAGAUAAAAACAUAAAAAAAAACAUAUAAUCUGUA